AGGCACCACACCACACAACAUUGUUUACAUAACUUCACUUUCAAGGCCAAUCCUCUCUAACUUUCGUUUUUCUUCCUAAGCCAACGCAUAACAAACACACAUUCGCACACACCCUUUCUUCAUUCUUCAUCUUUCUCUCUCUCUCUCUCUCUCACACACACACACACAAGUUAGUGCAAGCAAUCAGUGAUGAUCUUAAAGUUGUUGUCUUUUAAGUGAUGGGUUCUUGUUCUUCACUCCCCAGAAACGCUAAGAAAGACAUGAAGCUCAAACUUUCUUUUGGUUCCAAAUCUGAGAAGCUUGUGAUCCCUCCUUCACCCAUCAAGGAACAACCCAAAAAUGGCAACUUUAAGUGGUCAACGUCUCGGUCAACGACCACCUUCACGGACCACGGUAGCAAAGAGGAAGCAUUUUUUGAUUCCAAGCCCUGGCUAGACUCAGAUUGUGAAGACGAUUUCUUUAGUGUCAAUGGUGACUUCACACCAUCUCGAGGUACCACUCCAGUUCACACUUUUGGGACCCCUUCUCAGAAUAGAACUUCGAGUUCUACGCCUGAACCGUCUCCAGAAAAGAAAAAGAAAUUAUUAGAACUUUUUAGAGAAAGUGUCAAAGAUGACAAAGAUGAUGGCAAUGGACACAAAGAAGUUAAACGAACUAUACAAGAUGUUCUGCCUAAAUCUGCACAUUGUACUCCUUAUCUCUCAGGUGCUGACUCUGCUUGUUGUAGUGAAAGAAUCUCUACUGAGGAACGUGUCUCCAUUAGAGAGAAAUCAGUUAAAUCUUUGCAGUGGUGCAUUCCAAGCUUGUCUUCUUGCCGAAGCUUUAGUGAGAGAAGGAGGAAGACAAGUCCUGCAAUAGCAGUAAAUGGGAAACAUUGACUUAUAUUGCAAUCUGAUGAACCAAGUUUCUUUGAUAUCCUGAAAGGUAAAGUGGUUGAAUUGAAUUUUGAUAAUGUACAUCAGUGUAUCUAUGUAAAGAACAAUGAAGCAAUGUGAAUUUGCAAGCAUGUAAACAUAAACAGAAGAGAUGCUGUAAAUCAAUUUGUAAUGAGUUUUUUUUCUGCCAGUAAUCCAACAUCAAGGUUAACUGCCUCAUCAUGAUUAGUUUAUUUAGUUAGGUAGUAUUUUGAUGUUUAGAUGAUGAUAGUUUUUCUAUCUUUUUUUUUUUAUAAUUUUUGAGUAAUUAAAUAAAUAGGUAGCAUAGGUGUUGUAU
This is a messenger RNA of Abrus precatorius (Indian licorice), 1212 nucleotides long. RefSeq lists its product as uncharacterized. The transcript is spliced from 3 exons. Bases 219 to 878 code for a protein of 219 amino acids. The record is from RefSeq and is a predicted model, not a curated record. Lineage: Eukaryota; Viridiplantae; Streptophyta; Magnoliopsida; Fabales; Fabaceae.